AAAUACUUCAAAAUAGCACAGGACGUGUAGUGAAAGAAGAAAAAUGCAGCCUGUGCAAAGUCUUGAAAUAGUCAAAGUAUCCAAAAGUCUUUCAGACUUUCACGAUUCUGCAACAAGUAGUAGGCAUGAAAAAAGUCUUGGUCUUUUAACAACGAAAUUUGUUACCCUUCUUCAAGAAGCGAAAGAUGGUGUAUUGGAUUUAAAAGUGGUAAGUCGUCAAUGCAGUGCGUGAUUCAAUUUUCGGAAUGACUUUUUUUCCGCUAUAAUUAUGUAGCUUGCCAAAAGUAAACAAGACAAAGACAAUAAGAUUUGCAAUAAUCAGAAAUGUGCAAUUCUAUUGUAUGGCUUAACAUUUAACAAUAUUACUAAAUUUUAAUAGCUCCAUUAAGGAUAGGCAUAAAGUAAAGGUCUUGUUCUUUUUUGUUUCUGCAGAGAAUUGCUUUUUUACUUUAGCCAUCUUGGAAGUAUUUUCCAGGUUUCCAUUAUAAUAUUUAAUAUUUUCCUCUUAGAUAGCAGCUGAGGGUUGAUUGAUAAUAAUAAAAAAUCCUUACAAUUUUACCAUCAAGGAUUCCUUUCCUUAGAUGAUAGUGCUAAAGACAAUCACUCUACGUCUUACUUCUAGUUUUAGUUCUUUCUAUAUUAUAUUUGCCAUAGUCUUGGUAGGUACUUGAAUACAAAUAUAAAAAAAAUUGAAAUAAUUUUUUUAAUAGUAAAGUUAGUUAGAGCAAAUUUCAAAUAUAAAAAUGAAACCAGAAUCAACUUUUUAGCUUAAGUCUAAGUACUUUUUGAGUUACGAAUUUUUAAAGUGUGAGUUCGUUUGGUAUUUUUUACUAUGGACGAAGAAACCUCCACAUCUUGUGACCUCAUUCCGCUGACACUUUAUAUAAGGCAAGCAUCCCCAUCACUAAAAUACUGUUUAGGGUCGACUUAGUUUAAACUUUUAACUUUGGCAAUGAAUAAUUAAUUAAAGCUUUCCCUGAGUCAAUGGUUCAAUAGUUUUUGCACACGGCAAACUCUUAUGAAUGAAACUCUGAGGUAGUACUACAAUACAGCCAUUAUGCAAGUGGCUGUGAAUGGUUGUCAAUGACAACGAGUUGCACACCGUAAAUUCUGAUCAUCUAUAAUAUGGACUCUACCGGGUUUUUAAAGCUCAAAUUAAAACAUUCCUGUUUAAAUGUCUUCAAAAUGCAUUCUGAAACACAAGUUACCAAAUAUUUUGAUGUAAAUAGUGGUAAUAAUUUAAUAUUUCCUAAGUAUCGGCAACUUCUGCCAUUAAAAAGGGGGCGUGGCCCACGCCAUGUCGAAAUAGGCUGAGCGAACUGCAUGACCUGCCACGCGCCCGUAGAAUGUCUCUCGUAAAACACAUAUCGCUGUGAAAUUUGGCAUACAUGUAGAUCAAUACAUGCCCCAGAUGCAUAAAAAAAUCUGGUAGUGACAUGUCUUUUACUUCAACUUAAUUUUAAUGGUUGAAGUUGCCUUAUAUUCACCAAGGAUUUUCUCAAAGCUGACCGAUUGUAAAUGAAAAAGAAAUUUAUUAAAUUGUAGGCCAAAAUGUCCUCUAAAGCAAAAGGCCGGAAGAGGAACACAAUUCUGGGAUAUAGUAAUUAUUUUAUGAAUGAAAUAGUUCCACUAUCAAAAAAUUAAAAACUCGGAUUUUCGCGCGACAACAACUAUUUCCCAUACACAUUUUUAGUAGUCUCCCUUGCUUCAUCGAAGUACCUAGUCUUGGUAAUUUUAUCACUUCAGUGGCCCUUGGUUAUGGUUUGGAAAAAGUGUGUUGCUUGAAGUGCUAUUUAAGCAGUUGUCUUCUUCUUCUAUAUAUUAAGGGCCCACGAUCGAUUUAUUGAUCAUUCUGGCUCCUAUGUAUGUAGAAGGGAUUUGCAAUGUUUCUGUGCCUGAUGUUGAUGAGGAUAUUUCACUGGUUUCAAGGGCUACUUAGUGAGGGUAUCAUGCACUGGGUGUUUGAAGGCCUGAGGCAAUAAACUCAAAUGUGUCUAGUGUUGUCGCCUCACCUGUUCCUUUUGGAAGUUUGUUCCAGUCCCUGGUUGUCUUUGGCAGGAAUGAGCAGUUCCUACACUGGCUUCUCGCUGGUAUGAGCAGGAAACUGCCUGUCAUGGCCACGUCACUGUCUAUGGGGGAGAGGGACGAGUUUCUGGUUAAUGUGGGAGCAAUGGGCCUGCAAAUUAUUUAUCUUGUACACCAUGGAGAGCCUGGAUAGUCGUCGUCGUUCCUCCAAUAGUGACCAGCCCAGUGUUUCCAGCAUGCUUCCAACACUAGGGGUAUUCCUGUGGCGAUUCAGGACAAAGCGUGCUGCCCAUCGCUGGACCACCUCCAACCUGUCGAUGCUCUUCUGGGUAAAUGGGUCCCAGACUGAAUAUGCAUAAUCUAAAAGUGGCCAUACAAAGGCUAUAUAGGCUCUUUCUUUCACACUGGAGUUGCCGAUUUUUAAAUUAAGCCUUAAGAACCCCAGGGUCUUGUUUGCAUGGUUGCACACAUUGUUAAUAUGCUCGUCCCAGUGGACCUCUCUUUGAAUGGUAAUACCCAGGUACCUUACGGAGGAAACUGGCUCAAGUAUAUGAUAAUAUUAAUUGAUGUCCAUUAUAAGAACAGUGGACACUGGGUUUUUGGUGGUUUUGAAAGAGAAACUGAUCACUGUUUUCUUGUUGAAAUGCUGUCUUAUUGAAAUGUUGUCUUUUAUAUAGGUGCUGAAAUUAAUAUUUACAAAGCCAUUAAAAAACUUUUCCUAUUUAUUUGGAUCAAUAAAAUAAUUUUAUCUAUCAAUAAAACAUAUCCUUUUAAAUAGCACUUCAAACUGGAACAACAUGAUUGUUUCAUAACAGAUGCUCGUGGUAGAUUACUCCAUAUUCUCCCUUAGCCUACAAGUUACUGGCAAGACUAUGUUUUUAGCAUUUCCAUUAGUUAAGGACUUCGAUAAAGCAUAUGAUUUUAUUUUAAUUUUGUAAUUAAAAAAUAACAUUUUCAGGUUACAUAAGACUUGUAGUUGAAUGGUCUGUAUAUUGUAAUUAAUACAUAAAAAUUUCAAAAAAUGAUGGGACUUGAGAUUGAAAUCAUGGGUAAAUUAGUAUAUAUAAAUAUUAAAAUAAAUAUGCAAUCUUGUCUUGAAUAUGAUAAUGCACAUCUCAAAGUCCUAAUUUAUCAUUAUAUUGCUCCGCAUUUAAUUUGAUUGUUUUGUUACUUACAUUUAUGGUUUUGAAAAUUUAAUCUGUGUAAAGAAUUUGGCUCGUAUAAGAAAUAAUACAUAACAAAAGGCUGAGAAAAACAAAAGGUGUAAGAAAAUGACACCAAAGUUAGUGAUACUAUCAAUAUUUAUUUUAAUUAUAAAAAUCUAUAUGAAUAAAAAUUUGAGUACAGAAGCAAACAACUGUAUUAACUUACAGCAAGGGAAAAAAGGUAUACUUCUCAAAAUACAAAUAUUAAUUUAUACACACAAUAAUAUAACAUCUCGUAUAGCAAAUAAUCUCUCUCUCGCUUUCAUCUGUCUCACUCUGGCUGUCUAUGUCAUGCUGCUAAGAAAGCAUGCAGCGUAUAUAUAGGAACCAGCUCAGAACAUUCUAGUAAAGAAAUUCUAGAAAUUGCGUCACGCAAUGACAUUCUUGAGAAAAAAUGGAACACAUUUGCCAGCCAAGAAAGCGACAGGCAUGGUUAGUUGUGUUUAUCUUCAUGAUUAUUGUCUUGUUUCUAUUUAUGUCCAAGCUGUGCCAAAGUUGUGGCUAAAUAUCUUGAAUUUUCCUGCAUUUAUUGUUGGUUUUGGAAUAGAAGUGCAAUGUCAUCUGCAAAGUCUAGGUCAUUCAGUUGUUCCCAGGGCGUCUACUGCAUCCCAUUCCUCUUUUUGUCUGUGGAUGCUUUCAUUAUGCAGUAACCUUAUUUCACUGCUAAAUAUGCCAUGUAACAUUAUACACCUGAUCCGAGGAUGUAUAAAUAUUUGAUACUUUUCUAAACUCUAGUUUUAUCAAAUGUUAUUCAUGAUCUAAUUGUAAGAACUAAAAAUGCUGUUACUUGCAUUCCUCUCUUAUAAUUGUUAUAAAUCAUGCACUUGACAGGCAGCUGACCAGCUAGCUGUGCGGCAAAAACGAAGAAUUUAUGACAUCACCAAUGUUCUGGAGGGUAUUGGUCUCAUUGAAAAGAAAUCAAAGAAUAGUAUACAGUGGAAGUAAGUCAGAGUUACGAUUAAUUAAAAUAGCAUGUUUGAGAAGGUUUAAACAUUCAAAUUGUUCUUUUUAUUGUUUUUUAGUUAGCGCAAUUUUGAGUCACUUUUCCUAAAAAAAAAUUUUUUUAAAGAGACAUUCUUAAUUUUUCUUGCAUACUUUUAAAAAGUAAGGGCUAUAAAUGACCAGUGUACUUUUCUGUCAAAGGGGUUCAGGACCUGGUAGCAAUUCUAGGGAUAUCUCUGAAAGGCUCACAAGCUUGAAAGAUGACUUGGCUGAUCUUAGAGAGCAAGAACUUCAAUUGGACAAGCACAAACAAUGGGUUCAGCAAAGUAUAAAAAAUGUCACAGAUGAAGUCUCAAACACAAGGUACAAUAAAAAUUGCACCAGCUGAAUGUCACUUGUUUUUAAUGUUAUUAAUUGCCACUUAUGAAACAAGUUUAUAAUCUUAAGUUGCUGGGAAGAGUAAAAAAAUUUCCUUUUCACCCAUAAUAACCUACUAGUAUAGAACAGAAUAUAAUGCAGUUUUUAAAUUUCACAUUUCAUUUUUUUCCCACUCUUUUUGGUAGAGAAGUUUUUGAAUAAAGAAAUCUAAUUUUUUUUUUACCUUCUAGCUUCUACAUUUUAAUAUUUAUUGAAAUAGUCAAGUUAGUUAAAUUCUUUUUAAAAAAAAGUAACAACUUUAUUUUAAUCAACACAAUGGAUAUGUUAGGUUUUGUGUAGAAAAAUAUUUUAGCUCCUUCAGAAUAUUAAUAUUUCCUUUACACCAUUUAAUUAAUGAAAUUUUCAAUUUAAUUGGUCAUGAAUAACAAAAGUAGGAAGAACUACAUUUUAAAUCUAUUGCUUUCAGGUUAGCAUAUGUUACUCAUGAAGACAUUUGCCAUUGUUUCAAGGGUGACACAUUGCUAGCUGUCCAAGCACCAUCAGGCACCCAGCUAGAGGUUCCCAUACCUGAGAUUGUAAGCCUAGAACACAUUUAUGUUAGGUUUUAUUAAUAUUUAAAAUACUUUCUUAUUGGGUGUAAUUCAAAAGUUAAUUCAAAUGUCUAAUUUUGUCACCAAUAGACUGAGAUGCAUCCAGCUUUUAUUAUAGAAAAAGAUUUCUCAAGCAGCAAAGGGAAUUAUUAAACAUUUAUAUUACCGUUCUUCUCUGCAGGGACCAGGCUUUACAAAAAACUACCAGAUCCAUUUGAAGAGCCAAGCUGGUCCUAUUAAUGUUUUACUUGUCAACAAAGACACUGAUGAAUCUGAACCAGUUGUGGUCCAAGUUCCUCCACCAAUGCAGGCAGCUGCAACUGUAGAUAUAGGUCCUUCAGAUACCUCACAGAAUCAAAAUCCUGACCCAGGGAAGCAAGCUGAUAAAGGCGGGACAGUUACAAGAGGAAAAGUAGGCUUUCAGUUUUUAAAUAAUUUUAUUCAGACUUAUUUGGUCAAAGAAACACAUUUUUACUAAAUGGAAUAAACUUUUAAGCUCCUUUUUUUACAAUUUCUAAUGCUUGUCCAUUGUUUGUUGUCUUCAAACAGAAGUCACCAGCAAAAUAUCCAUUGAAGCAGUCCCAAACAACUGCUGUUAUUGAACCCCCUACUCGAAUGGCAACAAGGUCUUCCCCAAGAAAAAAUAUGUCUGAUUCACUACUGUCUCAACGUAAGUUUUGCUCAUCCACUUUUACUAUUGAAGACCAUAAUGUAAGAACAAUAUUAUCUUGAAUGAAAUUUAUUAAAAAAAUAAUUGUUGGCAUUAUUUUUUCCCAACACCUUUUAGCAUCCACAUCUUCCACCUCUACUCAGUCAGAUCAUGGACUGGAUAUGUUUAACAAUGAUCUGUUUGAUUCCAAGCAAGAUAUGGGUUAGUUUUUAUUGUAAAUUGUAUAGCUGAUUGAUAUACGAAGUGCAAUUGAUUUGACACAUUAGUCAGAUUUCCUUCUGAGAUGGGAAACCAUUGUAUGUUUAUUUAAAAUCUGUUAACAAAACGAUAGUUAUUAAGAUGAUGUUUAACUCCUUGCCUGCUUAGUUUCUGACUGUGUUUGGGCUGACUUAAAUUAUGAAGAUAAUGUUCCACUCCUUGCCUGCUUAGUUUCUGACUGUGUUUGGGAUGACUUAAAUUAUGAAGAUAAUGUUCCACUCCUUGCCUGCUUAGUUUCUGACUGUGUUUGGGCUGACUUAAAUUAUGAAGAUAAUGUUCAACUCUUUGCCUGCUUAGUUUCUGACUGUGUUUGGGCUGACUUAAAUUAUUAAGAUAAUGUUCAACUCUUUGCCUGCUUAGUUUCUGACUGUGUUUGGGCUGACUUAAAUUAUGAAGAUAAUGUUCAACUCUUUGCCUGCUUAGUUUCUGACUGUGUUUGGGCUGACUUAAAUUAUUAAGAUAAUGUUCAACUCUUAUAAUGUUCAUCUCUUUGCCUGCUUAGUUUCUGACUGUGUUUGGGCUGACUUAAAUUAUGAAGAUAAUGUUCAACUCUUUGCCUGCUUAGUUUCUGACUGUGUUUGGGCUGACUUAUAUUAUUAAGAUAAUGUUCAACUCUUUGCCUGCUUAGUUUCUGACUGUUUGGGAUGACUUAAAUUAUUAAGAUAAUGUUCCACUCCUUGCCUGCUUAGUUUCUGACUGUGUUGGGCUGACUUAAAUUAUGAAGAUAAUGUUCAACUCUUUGCCUGCUUAGUUUCUGACUGUGUUUGGGCUGACUUAAAUUAUUAAGAUAAUGUUCCACUCCUUGCCUGCUUAGUUUCUGACUGUGUUGGGCUGACUUAAAUUAUGAAGAUAAUGUUCAACUCUUUGCCUGCUUAGUUUCUGACUGUUUGGACUGACUUAAAUUAUUAAGAUAAUGUUCCACUCUUUGCCUGCUUAGUUUCUGACUGUGUUUGGGCUGACUUAAAUUAUUAAGAUAAUGUUCAACUCUUUGCAUGCUUAGUUUCUGACUGUGUUUGGGCUGACCUAAAUGCAAGGGCAUGGGAGAAAAAAAAUAUGUCUGACAGAAAACAAAUUAAUAACUUAAAAAUAAAUAGUCUGACAGCCUCAACUUUGUUAUCAAUGGGAGAUAGAAAUGAAAAUAGAAUAAAAACAUAAACAAAUGACACAUAGUAUGAAGUGUUAUUGAGUUCACUUCUCUUUUAAGUGCCAGUAUUUAUAAUUCCAAAUCAUUAUCAUUUAUAUUUGUGCUUCUAUUUUCAUGCCACCUGAGUUAGAAGAGUUAUAGUUAAUGGUAUAAAAAUAACAAUUGAUUCCAACCAGAACAAAAUAGUUACUAUAUCUAUAUAUGGGCACACAAAUAUUGAUAUUGAGCUAAGAAGGUAAAUCAGACUUAAGUCAGAUGAAAUAUUUAUUACGAGUCAUUUUGGUCAAGAAUAGGUCAUAUAAUGAUUUUUUUUUGUUUUAAAAUUACAAUUUCACAGAUUUGUCAGGAGAACUGUUGGAUUUGGAUCAACUUAUGUCUGCUGAUAGUAAGUGAAACUUUUUAUUAUUGAGGAAAAAAGAUGCAGUUGGUAUAAGGCCUUAGCUAAUUGAUCAGGCUAUAAAUUUUACUGACUACAAAGGCUCAUAAAGCACAUUAAAAAUUAAUUAUUAGACACUAUAGUUUUGCUAAAUUUAGAUUUUGCAGUACUUUUUCCUUAGAAUGGAUUUGGUAUAUUAGGCAGGUCAGAAAAUAGUAACCAUGUCUGAUUGUAAAUUAAGUGUGGUGAUUAUUAUACUUUAAAUUAGGAUGGGGGAAAGUAAUCACUGUAAGGAUUUUGGACAAAUACAAAGAAAGCAAUUGCGGUUAUUUGUGAAAUUUAAUUACCUUUUUUUGUAUUCUUCGCAGCCCUCACCCCACUGCUGUCGUUAAGUCCUCCACCAAGUGGAAGGGAUUACUACUUCAACCUUGAUGAUACAGAAGGAGCUUGUGAUUUAUUUGAUGUGGAUAUCACCAACAUGCUAUCAUCAUAGUGCAGUAGCUGUGUGAAUAUAGAUAUUUCCUUCAAUUUAGCAAUAGAUUUUGGUCCAAUUUUUAGAAGCAAGAAAAUAGUGUCAACAUAUUUUUUAACAUUAAUUGGGUGAGUGAAAUCAGUGCCUUUAUGAUGAAGCAUAAUACACUGUGUCCAUGGUUACUGCAAUUUUCAUUGCAUGGAAGGAUACAUGAGGGGAGUGCCAUUAUUACCAUAGUGGGCAAUUAAUGGACCUUUAUGAAAUUAUCUUUUCCUAGUAAAACCAUUGAAUGCUUAAAGAAUAAUGUUUUAUAACUGCUUUAAAGAAGUUAAAAUGUGAUUAUAUACGUCACCGCUAGACCUUUCUCAUUAUCUCCUUUUUGUUUUUUUUCUCAGUAGUAUUGUUAAAAAUGCAUUAAUUUCAAAAAAAAAAAAUUAUGUAUUUUAUUGUAUUCUUUGUGAUGCAAAUUGCACAAAAAGCUGAAUAAUGCUUUUUUUUUUUUUUUGCACUAUCAUUAUACAUGAGAGAUAGUUAUAUUUUUUUUUAUGCAAAUUACACAAAAAGCUGAAUAAUUUUUUUUUUUUUUUUUGCACUAUCAUUAUACAUGAGAGAUAGUUCUCACAGAAGAUAGCAGAAGGAAGUGUAAUAGUUUAAGAGAAGUAUAGAUCAUCUGUAUUUCAACACUAACUUGUGGUUUGUAGCCAAACCUUUAUUUUUUUAUAUACAAGAAUUGUUAUUGCACUUUGUUAAAUGCAUCAUGAAGUUAGAUUUGCUUAGGUUUGCACCUUUAAGCAUAUUGACAGAUUAACGAUUAAUCAGCUUUGCUAGAUUGCCAUGUCAAGAUCAAUCGGUUGCUGAUUAUGCAUACUAAUGCAUAUAUUGUUUUUAAUUAGAACAUAACAUGCUAUGUUUUGAACCAUGAACCAGUGGAGCAUCUAGGUUUUCAAUUGAGAUCAAGGGAGAUGAGUAUUUAAAAACACAUCUUAUCAUCCCCAAAAAGUGGACUUGGGUAAAACUGCCAAGGUUCCCCUAUAGGUUUAAAUUAUUUCAGUUUUACUUGGCAUAUUAAGGAGUCAUCACAUGAUAGAUUCAAAUGGGCACAAAAGAAUUAUUUCACAUGGUAAAAUCUAAGACUGUUGUAAAGAGAACCCAGGGGGGGGGGGGGGGGUAUCCCUUUAGUAAAUGAGAUGGUAAUCUUGUAUCAGCACAGGGAAAAAAAAUUGUUAUGAACAUGUUCUAGUUUUUGUGUUGAUACUGAAGGUGUCACCAAAACUUUAAACAAAAAUAAAUUUAGAUAACUGAUUGAUUUCUAAAAAAAAUUAAAAGGUUGAUUACUGAUUAUCUCCAGAUUAAUUGGUGCAAACAUAAUUUGGUUCUAACAUUUAAAGAAUGCAUGACCAAACUUGAUUUAAAAAAAAAAAUUGCUAGUUUCAUUCUUAAAUUAGUAAAAUACAAAUUAAAGAGUUUAGUUCAAUUAUUGAUUGUAGUUAGUUAAAUAAAUUUUUUCAUAUGUCCUUGCUAAUAGUAAAUAUUCAAAUAUAAACACAUAUAAUGUUUAUUCAUAAAACAUUAUAACAAAAU
Messenger RNA from Lymnaea stagnalis (great pond snail), 9641 nucleotides. Lineage: Eukaryota; Metazoa; Mollusca; Gastropoda; Lymnaeidae. The record is from the annotation of a GenBank genome assembly.